Molecule: messenger RNA, 567 nt
Organism: Hymenoscyphus albidus
Lineage: Eukaryota; Fungi; Ascomycota; Leotiomycetes; Helotiales; Helotiaceae
Source: the annotation of a GenBank genome assembly
AUGUCUGGAACUUAUAAGCCAACUGGUGAGUCUUCCUCCGUAUCCUCAUCUACAUAUCCUCCCUCAAAAGAACCUGGAAAGAGAACAAAUAUCUAACAAUCCCACGGAACAUGGAGGCCUCAAGGAGGACGGAACACCAGACAAGCGUGUCGGAACCGGAGGUAUUUACCCACUUCCAUCUCCAGCCCAACCCAUCACCAUAAACUAACACCCCACAGAAUUCGCACAAGGCAAAGUCGACCCCGUCGAAGCCGGAAAGAUGGGCGGCCACGCCUCCGGCGGGUCUUCAGACAACAGCAACAACGAUAUGGACAUGAGCUCCUCGACCGGAAAGCAAGGCAGCAACCCAGGCCGUAAGUUGUGCCUUUUUCACACUCCUACCUAGGAUUCUAGGUCACGAAUGGAGCUGAAGAUGUAAAUAUUUGGUUUUACUGUUGUUGUUUGCUGAUUUAAUGUGUUUUCAUACAGAAUUUGCUCAUGGCAAGGUUGAUCCUCAUGAGGCCGGGAAGAAGGGUGGAAAGAUGUCUUCUUAGAUGGAGAUUGCGAGAAUAAUAUUACAGAUUGAGG